GCCCGGGGCCCGGUGGGAGUUGUAGGCUGCAGCGAGCGGUUAGUGUGUGGCGUGGUCAAGCCUUACGCUGUGGCCAGAGCCCCGGAAUCUGUUUUCGGGGCUGAUUCUCGUUUCGGUUCGGGAGCUGGAGGCCACCGUGGCGGGGCGAUGCGAGACGACGGGCCGCUGGGGAGAGCCAGGCUGGUGCUGCUCCUCAUGGCCGCCGGGUCGGGAGCAAGGCCGCGGCCUACCGCCCCCGGGGACCAGCCCCCAUCUAACGUGGUGCUGGUGGUCUGCGAUUCCUUGGAUGGACGCUUAACAUUUUUUCCAGGAAAUCAGACUGUGGAUUUACCUUCCAUAAAUUUUAUGAAAAGACAUGGCACUGUCUUUCUCAAUGCCUACACCAAUUCUCCAAUUUGUUGUCCUUCCCGCGCAGCUAUGUGGAGUGGUCUUUUCACUCAUUUAACAGAAUCUUGGAAUAACUUCAAAGGUCUAGAUCCAGAUUAUAUAACAUGGAUGGAUAUCAUGGAAAAGCAUGGCUACCGUGCACAGAAGUUUGGGAAAUUGGAUUUUACUUCUGGACAUCAUUCAGUAAGUAACCGUGUGGAAGCUUGGACUAGGGAUGUUAACUUCCUGCUCCGACAAGAAGCAAGACCUAUGGUGAAACUUACAGGCCAUAGGAAGCAGUUUAGAGUGAUGGAAACAGAUUGGUGGAACACUGAUAAAGCAGUGAAUUGGAUAAAGGAAGAAGCUGUUAACUUUACUCAACCAUUUGUUCUUUACUUGGGACUAAAUUUACCACACCCAUAUCCAUCACCCUAUGCAGGAGAAAAUUUUGGAUCCUCUACAUUUUUAACAUCUCUGUAUUGGCUUGAAAAGGUAAAUUAUGAAGCUAUUAAAAUACCCAAGUGGUCUUCUCUUUCAGAGAUGCAUCCAGUAGACUAUUACUCAUCAUACACCAAGAAUUGCACAGGAGAGUUUACAACAGAAGAAGUGAGAAAUAUUAGAGCAUUUUAUUAUGCUAUGUGUGCAGAGACAGAUGCCAUGCUGGGUGAGAUUAUUUCAGCUCUGCGAGAUACUGGGCUUCUUGGAAAAACAAUCAUUAUAUUCACUGCAGAUCAUGGAGAACUUGCUAUGGAACACCGUCAGUUCUAUAAAAUGAGCAUGUAUGAGGGAAGUUCCCAUGUUCCUCUUUUAGUUAUGGGGCCAGGUGUAAGAGAACAGCAGCAAAUACCAAAUAUAGUAUCUCUUGUGGAUAUAUAUCCUACUAUGCUUGAUAUAGCAAGAAUUCCUGUCCCACAGAACCUAAGUGGAUAUUCUCUUACACCACUGCUAUGUGAAAAUGCUGAGAGCGAAGCAUCAGCCAGAGGACCUCGGCCCUCCUGGGUGCUGAGUGAGUUUCAUGGGUGCAAUGUGAAUUCCUCUGUGUAUAUGCUGAGAACUGGCAAGUGGAAAUACAUCACAUACUCGGAUGGCUCUUCAGUAUCGCCCCAACUCUUUGACCUUAUUGCUGAUCCAGAUGAGCUUACAAAUGUUGCCAUAAAAUUCCCAGUAACUGUACAUUCCUUGGACAAAAUACUUCGCUCUGUAGUUAACUAUCCUAAAGUUUCUUCUGCUGUUCAGGAGUAUAACAAACAACAGUUCAUCAGUUGGAAGCAAAGUUUGGGUCACAAUUACUCAAGUGUUAUUGCAAACCUUAGGUGGCAUCAAGACUGGUUAAAGGAUCCGAGAAAGUAUGAGAAUGCAAUUGACAAGUGGCUGGGUUGCAAUAUGUUCUGCUAAAAGGACUCUACUGUCUAUAAUUGAAAUGUAAUUCCCUCUGUACCACUGAGUGCAGAGGGAAGUUUGCGUCUUUUUUAAGCUAAAGCUCUCUAUUUAAACUUGGGUCAGAAUGUGAGUCAAGAUCAUCUUUAUUCUUGUGUCUUUGUCAGAAUGAGUAACAUCUUUGGCUCAGGACCUUUAGCAUGGAACAAGAAUUUUCAAUAUAGACAGUAUGGUUGGAAAUCUGGACUCAGCUGACAUCUUCCCCUUGAAUGAAAUCAUCAAAAGUAAUGAGUGAGUGAUAUUCUAAGCAAAAAUCAACCAUUCAGGUUGUGUUGUUUUUUAAACAAUGAAAAUUAUUUUUAUGUGAACUGUAUAAGCCGACAGUGUCUGAAUAAGAAUCAUCAGAAAAUGUCAAUAAAUGUAGUUAGUAAAGGAUGUAACUCCAAUAAACACAGUGGCAACUUCAUUACAUUUUGACUUGAAGAUUCUCUUCUCUUUGGAAGCCUGGAGGAAAAAGACUCAGGAUACCACCAGCUUCACAUCACUUUCCCAACAGUUACAUGGAACAGCAGCUGCCAUACUGGAGGAAUCCCAGCGAGUCUGUCCAAGAGGAGCUGUACAGCCACCAGCCAUAUUCCCUGGGGUCCCAUCACCAGCAGGAAUCCUGUGUCUUUGGAGCAGUCAUUAAUGUUCCAGCCAGUACAGCUCUGAGUGACACAUUAU
Molecule: messenger RNA, 2466 nt
Organism: Poecile atricapillus (Black-capped chickadee)
Lineage: Eukaryota; Metazoa; Chordata; Aves; Passeriformes; Paridae
Gene: ARSK
Product: arylsulfatase family member K
Exons: 11
Coding region: 148-1761 (537 amino acids)
Source: RefSeq, a predicted model, not a curated record